Messenger RNA from Nylanderia fulva, 1442 nucleotides. RefSeq names its product mitochondrial fission process protein 1. Gene Ontology annotation, biological process: mitochondrial fission. The record is from RefSeq and is a predicted model, not a curated record. Gene Ontology annotation, cellular component: mitochondrion. NCBI's taxonomy places the organism in Eukaryota, Metazoa, Arthropoda, Insecta, Hymenoptera, Formicidae.
CGAAAUUUACUCGGCUAUAUUCAUUCCGUUGUUUUGCCGUUCCUUGGAUUUUCUUUCGUAUAUAAAUUGUAUGUUACGUUUCUAAGAAUUUUUCUAAAUAUUUCUAAAUAGAAAGAGAGAUAUUAUUGUAAUUGUCAAUUUUGAUUGAUUGAUAUACAAUUUAUCUACGUCAAUGAAUCGAAUAUUGCUUUGGUAAUUGAACGUCGUGCAUAUUAUUGAGACAAACUGCUAUAGGUUAUGUUAUUGUGCGGAAGGUAAUUGGAAAAUUGGAAAUUUCGAGAUAAUGAAUAAUCAGGAAGAGAUAGACCUGUAUCGGGAUACAUAUGUGAGAUAUUUAGGUUAUGCAAAUGAAGUUGGAGAGGCAUUUAGAAGCUUAGUACCAAAAUCUAUUGUUUGGUUUAGUUAUGCUCUGUCAAGUGGAUAUGUUCUUGCGGACACAGUGCAUAAGGGUGCAAAAGUCUACAAAGCAGAUGCUACUUCGCAAAGAACUAAAAAUGUUUUACUAUCCACAUCAGAUACUUUGAUAUGGCAGACAUUUGCAUCCAUAAUAGUUCCUGGUUUUACUAUAAAUAGAAUUUGCGCAGCAGUUCAGUUUGCGCAAAGAAAAAGCACAAGAACAGCCUUCAAAAAGCCUUGGAUUUCAACACUUAUUGGUUUGGUAUCCAUACCUUUCAUAAUACAUCCCAUAGACCACGCUGUAGAAAGAGCAAUGGAUGUUACGUACAGAAAAUGGACAGGAUACCAUCCAAAAGCGCCUCUAUGUGGAAUGAAACAUGAAUAAUGGAGUGUAGCCAAUUAAAGGUAUAGUAUAUUAUUAAUCUGAGAGAGGUCAUGCUUAAAAUAAUGAUUUAAUGGAUAUAUAGAAAAAUGUUUCACUUUUGACACAAGAUGAAAGGCCUUAAUAACAAUACACAAAUAUAAUUAUAAUUUUUCAUAAUCUUUAUUAUCGAAGGAUAUAUAAUAAUGAUCAAUAUAAUCUGAAAGUUUACAAUUAAAAGUUUUAAAAUUAAAGUUAAAAUUGAAAGUUUGACAAUUAUUAAUUAAAAUUUUUUUAUAAUGAUAUAUGAAAUAAAAGAAUCAUAAUCUGAAUGAGCUUUAUCAAACAAAAAGCGUAACAAUAAAAUAAGAAAUAUUAACCUAUAAUAUUAUAAGAAGCUUCAAAGAAGCUUUAUUAAAAUUGAAAUCUAUAUUACAUCAUUCUAGAAAAACAAGGCUAAUCUGAAUUUUCGCGACCUCUUGAUAUAGAUAUAGCAAAAUGUUACUGCCAUGUGCAAUUCUAAGAUAGUAUAACAAUGUAAUUAGAAUAUUUUAUUAAUUGCAAAAAUACUAAAUAUUUUGUUAUGAUGCACAUAUUAUACAGCUGUAUGUGCAUUAAGAUUUUUAGCGCGCUGGCUUUCGUGCUACAAUUGUUAAGCUGUUAAAUAAAAUUAUUGUAUUCUACA